Messenger RNA from Chara braunii, 1486 nucleotides. The record is from the annotation of a GenBank genome assembly. Lineage: Eukaryota; Viridiplantae; Streptophyta; Charophyceae; Charales; Characeae.
AUUAUUGUUUAUUUUUGUUUAUUGAGCGGUAGAUACCCCACACUGAAAUGUCUCAGGAAGAGACUGUUCAGACCCCAGUUGAGGGCCAGAGUGUUGAGCAGCUCCCUCACCCUCGUACCAGGGCUCAGCUUGAGCAGAGACGACAACUGUUGUCUGGACGGCUCAACCUUCUGGCCACUGAACUGCACGACGCCGGUGCAGAGGCUGAGUCACAUGUGAGGGCCCAGUUUGAUCUGCGGAAAGCCCAGGCAGACCUGGAUGCAGCUCGGACUGGCACCGACCUAUUGAAGAUACAGGAGUUCAUUAUCCAGUGCCGUAAAGCACUGGAUGCGCACAUCUGUCAGCAGUUCGAAGACAUAGCAAAUGGCAGAAAUGCCAAAACUGAUGUGGUGGUCACGGAACAGACAAUUGAUGAGAACAUCCGCCAAUUGAAAGAAGCUCUUGAAAAAGAGAAAACGCGCAAGGCGGAAAUGCUAAAGAGGAAAGAACAAGAUGAGCAGCAAGCAAAACGAGAACAAGAAGUCAGACAGCAUGUGGCAACUGUGUCACGGGAAGAACAGGUUGUGGCACUGAACCAACUGGUUGAGUACCUCGCUCACUUGGAGACAAGGCUCGACCAUUUUGAAGCAAAGUUGGAAGAAUUGACCGUAGGAUUGAAGAAUGUAACUAACUUGGUCAAAGGAAAGGAAAAAGAGGUUCGAAAGGAACAACCUGUGAAGAAACUAAUGGGUGACGCUAUGAAAGAUCUCAAGGUCGAAGUAAAGAAGGGGGAACCAUCUGGGCCUCCUCCACCGACGCCACCACCAUCAAGUCCUCACCCAUCAGGGGGAAAGAAGGACAAAGAAGAGAAACCUGAGAAGUCGAAGAAGAAAGAAAAAGUAAAGAUGAAAUUGCCUUUCACAUUCAGUAAUAAGAAGGAUGAAAACUUAUUACUGUGGAUUGCAGAAAUACAGACCUACGUCGGGACGACCACAGUGGAAGAAGAGUCACAGGUCGCCUUCUCCACGUCAUGUCUUCGAGGGGAGGCCAAAGAGUGGGUCCUGGCCGAAGCCAACGCGGCAGGAUUCGAUGACAUCGGUAAGUGGGCCGGUACGAUGACCCUGAAACAGUUCCUGGACAAGAUCCGGGAACGUUUCCUUGACAAGACAACGACCGAUAAGGCCUUCGAUCAGCUCACUACCUUAGGUCAGAAACAUUAGACGUUUGUGGAGGCGUUGUCCUGUGAGGUCGAUCGAUUGCUGCAAGUACCGGGCUUAAAUCUACAGGAUGAUCAGGUCCUGUAUAUUUCUGCCCGGGCCUUACCUGAACCUAUAAGAGGACUAAGACUGGAAAGAAGAUUGUGCACGAAAUCUCCUUCCCAAUUGAGAAGAACUUGCCUUUUGAUAUGUUUCUGGGAAUGGAUUGGCACGAGGAAGCCAACCCAGAAAUCAAGUUCAAGGAAAAGGAAGUACACCUGAAAAACGCACAAUCAAAACUCGAGACCAUC